CUGUUACACACAUCAAGACUUACCGCCCAAGAGAUGGGGAACAAACCCCUCUGACUAUUAGCAGAAAAUACCAAGAACUCCAGAUCUGAUUUUGAGACACAGGAUGCAAACUGGAUAUACUCUCUUUUUUUUAAUCUUCCCCAUUAUCUUGGAGGGAUGCUGUGUGGGGAACCAUCAAAAGAAACAAACGGCAACUGCACCCGUAGGUCUUCAGCAGGAAACUACACAUUGGCAUUACAGAGCUGUGGAGGGGGAGAGCUUUAUGCUACCAUGCAAAGGGCACAUAAACUUGGUUUGUUGCAAGCCUGGAGACAGCUUGGAAGGAAAUGGAGCUCAAUCCUUCAACUGUGGGGCAGAGGUCUCAGUUGUGGCAAACCAUUCUGGGCAGUACACAUGUCUCACAUGGUCUCUGCUGUCCAGUGGCAGCAAGUUCUUCUUGUAUCUAAAGGUGGUUGCGAAGAUCAGUCUGGGAUGUUUCCAGCCCAAUGAGAGCAAAGUAGAGCUGGUCAGCGGUGUUGGUGGGAAUAUCUCCUGCCCGGGACACGAAUGUAGUAACAGCACAGAUGUCAGAUGGUUCAAGGGUAAGACACCUAUGUCUGAGCAGCGAAGAGCCUCCUGUGAAAAGAAUGGGCUGUUACAUCUCUGCAAAGUAAAAGACAACUACGAUAAAGGUGUCUUUUUCUGUGAUAGACAAAUAAUUGAGCACGGAGUCAUAUGGACCUUCAGGAGGGCUGUUGAAGUCACAGUUGUACCCUUCAAGAAAAUAACUAACAAGACAAAGAUAGAGAUUGUGUAUCCUGAGGCCAACAUGACAGUCAAAGUGGAGCUUGGUCGGUCUCACGAUCUGACCUGUAUUGUAUAUUUUCCUUAUGAGAAUGAGAGUUCAGCAAAGGUGCGAUGGUACGUAAAUUACAGUGACAACAUGAAAACUACGACUAUACUACACAAGGAGAAGCCACAAAAUAACCCGUGGUACAAGGUCACGGGGACAGCCAUCAUAAAAGAGGUGACUCUACAAGACUUGAACCACACAUAUACCUGCAUUGCCAGUAAUACCGUUGAGAACAAAAGUGUCACUAUCAAGCUCGAGGAGAAAAUUAAAGUAAAAUGGCCGUCACUGGUUGGGUAUCCCAUUGCGUCUUUGCUGGUGGUAGCUGGGCUGGGGAUCAUUUUUCAUGUGAAAUGGCUGGAACUACGGCUUAUCUACAGAUCCCACUUCCCACAUGGAAAACGUGGAGAUGAUGAGAAAGAGUUUGAUGUGUUUCUGUCAUAUGUGUGGACCCCUCGAUCACCAGAGGCGGAGGGAGGUUGGACGGUUCCCUCCCGAUCAGGAGCUGGCACUGAUGAGGAAGCACAUUUAUCCAUCAUGGACCCACUGAACACUGAGGAGGGUGAAGCCACCCAGAGACCACUAGAAGUGCUUCUACCACAGAUGUUAGAGGAACGGUGGGGGUAUCGCCUCUGUCUGCUGGAGAGGGACGUGCUUCCAGGAGGAGCAUAUACAAAUGAUGUGGUCCUUGCAAUACAGAGAAGCCAAAUGCUUAUCUGUCUCCUGUCAGCUGACUACCUCUGCAACAGCAAUGCUGUGUUUGUACUGGAAUCUGGAGUCCAGGCUUUGCUGCAAAACUCUGCCUUUAAGCUCCUGCUAAUUCAGACCAAUAGAGAGUCAGCAUCACUCAUCCAGCAGGACUCCCCACUGCCCACACUGGUUCAAAGAGCCUUGAAGGUGCUACCGAGUCUGAAUUGGACGUCAGGCAAACCUGCCAGAGCCACCCGCAACUUCUGGAAGUCUUUGAGAAAGGCAAUGCCCGAUCAGAGAGUGAAUCUGGUAUCACUGAUGCAGGACCAAUGAUAACACUGCAUUUUUUUUCCACGUGUCUAGCAUAUUUAUUGACUGUAUAAUAUAGAAAUGCAGCUUCGGUUAAUGCACUGUUAACUGAAACUGCUCAGCCAUGUGUCAAAGGAAAUCCCCAUGAUGAUAGUAAGUCAAAUCAUAACGUAUCAUAUUCAAAUGUAGGGAAAAAGUGAGUCACCCUUCAUACCAAAAAUAAACAUUCACUCACCCCUGUGAAACAAUCAAUCACUUAUCAACUCAAAAAUUUGAAUCAUAAAGGCAAUGACUACAAAAGAUAUAGGAUUUGUACAUGGAAGAACAUGUAAAAAAAAAAAAAGUUUUUAAAAAAUAGAC
Molecule: messenger RNA, 2188 nt
Organism: Seriola dumerili (greater amberjack)
Lineage: Eukaryota; Metazoa; Chordata; Actinopteri; Carangiformes; Carangidae
Product: interleukin-18 receptor accessory protein-like
Exons: 13
Coding region: 104-1852 (582 amino acids)
Biological process (GO): interleukin-18-mediated signaling pathway
Molecular function (GO): interleukin-18 receptor activity
Source: RefSeq, a predicted model, not a curated record